Cydia pomonella (codling moth) is the source of this 3755-nucleotide messenger RNA. RefSeq lists its product as uncharacterized. The transcript has 15 exons. The record is from RefSeq and is a predicted model, not a curated record. Lineage: Eukaryota; Metazoa; Arthropoda; Insecta; Lepidoptera; Tortricidae. The coding region runs from base 561 to 2759 and encodes 732 amino acids.
GGCAGGUAGUUUCAGCGCGCGCGCCGUCGCCGCUCCGUCGCGAUCCCACUGCCAAGACCCUUAACUUUCUAGACUAGACUAGAUUUCACGAAUAACCUUUUAAAAACGACAUUUAAAGACACUUCGGCGAGGCAAGGAAUUUCGCGAUCUUCGUGCCUAUACCACGCGACUCGAAUUUACAAUCGAAAUUAAAUUUAAAAUGUGACUUUAAAUAUAGUGUACAUCUUGUAUAAUAUAUACGAAAGCGCUACACUCACCAUGUUCACUCUUAAACCCUGUUUUUGAGUUGAAUACGUUUGAUUUCUAGUUCGGAACCUGACCACACACGCGAUGGUUAUGUUAGCUCAGCUGCGGCCCGGUUACUAUAAGCUAUAACGAAUUGCACAAGUGCUUCAGUCCCUACAAGUUUUCCAGUGUUGAGUCACGUCCCAAAUGUUCUAGGACUAUGUGGUUUUGGAGUAUCUGUGUCAUAUGAUCUGGUGCCAAUAGUGCUGUGGCUGGAUGCUGGAUGGAGUUUGGCAAGAUGGAGGGGCUGGCUCGUGUUUGUUGUGGUUCUGCUCAUGCAAUAUUUUGGUGAGGGCAGUGGGCAGUGCCGCAAUGGACAGGAACUGAGCUUUGCUCGCUGGUCGGCCGCGAGCCCGGAGCAGGCUGCGCCAGUCUUCGUGUACGCGGCAAGCGGUGAAGAAGAGUCGCUGGCAGGAGCUUGCCUGGCGCGCUGCCGCGAGCUGCCAGUGUGUGCUGGCGUUGUGGUCGCCUAUUCACGUGGACACUGUCACGGCGUCGCUGCGCAAACAGAAGAAAUACUUCGACCGGACAACGAUGUAGCUUACUUCAAGAAGAUCUGUGCGAUAUUGCCCGAGGGCUGCGCAGAGCGCUGGUGGGCCGUGGAAGCCACGCCGGGGUAUCAUUUGCAUUCCGAAAGCAAUAUAAAGGUGGUCCUGAACACCACGGCGCGGGAAUGCUACGCACUCGUCCUGGGCACAAGGGCGGAACAGCUCUACAGGUCGGCGCAAUGGGUAAGCCCCGAAGGCGCCCUGGACGCCGACGCUGUCAAAGUCUCCGACUCCUCACUGGGCAACUGCAUCCUCAACGCCGAAGACAAGUUCACCGAGCCGGAGUCCUACAGGGUUGCCAACUACUACACGUUCUACGUGGAGAACCAGUGCAGGCACGACUAUCCAAAGAAGAUAGACCGAUGUUCCUACGAAGAAUAUUACAACCAAACGCUGAAACACGUCGAGUUUACUUAUAAAAACUUCACCAAAGAUGAGUGCAAGAGUGCCUGCGAGUCCGAGGCGCGCUUCGUGUGCCGGGGGUUCACGUGGCUGCCUCGCGAGAGUCGCGAAGGCGAAGCCGGCGGGCCCGGCGCCCGAGGCCUCUGCGACUUGCACUCCGAGGACCUGGUGUCCACCGGUUCAUGGCUGCUUCGCCGCGCAGCUCAGGCUGUGUACUACCGCCGUGUCAUCUGCCUUAACAUAAGUGUAGACUGUUCAGACGACUCGCUGAUAGUGACGUACCGCCCGCGCGGCCAGUUCCGCGGUCGCAUCUACGUGCCGGGCCGCGGCGAGGGUUGCGGCGCGCGCGGCGUUGGCGGCGCAGUCCGGCUCAAGUUACCAUUGUAUGGCGAUUGCGAUGUCAACUUCGCGCAUGCCAUCUCCCAUACGCCUAGCGGAAUCAUUAAUAGGACGAUGGCUUACGUAAUGGUUAUGAUCCAAAACAAUCCGAUCAUCCAAACGGCGGGUGACCGCUGGGUGCGAGUGGGCUGCUCGCCGGGCGAGCGCGCUGCCACUGUGCCGAAACAUGUCAACGCAGCAGCCGUCGCCGUGAAGGACACCGGGCGUCCAUCUGAGCCGAGCAGCGGUGCGCCGUUGCCGGCGUCGGCGAGUACUGUGUACAGCGGCGGCGCGCCCGUCUCAAUGUACGUCGUCCGCGUCGCGCAGGACGCGCCGCCCGCCGCUGCCGUCUCGCUGGGCGAGCCUUUAGAGCUGCGUAUCGAGUCCACAGAGGAAGCCCAGAUCGAGGCUUACCAUUUGGUGGCCUCGUCGCGGCUCGGCGACAGCUCCGUCCUGUUGCUGGACAGCAGGGGAUGUCCAACCGGGCAGGUGGACUUCCCGGCGUUCACACGCAGCGUGUCGGGUGGCACGCAGCGCUUGUCGGCGCGAUUUAAGGCCUUCCGCUUCCCCGCAUCACACGUCGUUCGAUUCUCUCUGAUGGUGCGGUUCUGCGAUAAAACUUGUGACCCGGUGAAUUGCAUCCAGCCUUCAGCUCGUCAAGCACGCAUGACCAACGACACGUUCUCUUGGGACGACGGCGACGGCGUGCCGGGCUCGGCGGCGCCGGCGCGGCGCGAGCUCGGCGCGCGGGGCGUGGUGGCGCAGGGCGGCGCGGCGCCGUGCGCGCCCGCCGGCGCCGGCCCCGCGCCGCUGGAGCUGGAGAUGGUGGUCGGCUCCGGGGACGUGGUGUCCGCUGACACUAUGGUCCGCGCCGACCAUCGGUCUAAUAUACCGGAGGAGCCGCGUGAAUUCGAUAACGGCCUAGUGUGCGUGCAUGAGCUAUUGCUGGUGGCGCUGGCGCUGGCCUGGCUGGCCGUGCAGGUGUUACUGCUGCUGGGAUGCUGCGUCCUCGUCAAGCGGUACCGUAAGCUGGCGGAGAUGAACAUGCAGAAGGACUACCAGGCCUUCGACAACGUUGGCUUCGAUUCCAUGUCGACGCACCGUCGGGUCCAUUGGCCCGAUCAGAACAUUGACGUGCUGCAGUAAUGGCGACCAAAUCUGUACUUACCUAGGUCUUAUAGGGCUUGACUUACGACAGAAUAAUUAUUUGCAAAUCAUGCUAAUUCGAACGUACACUGACAUCGGAAUGAUGCGUCGAUAUCGUGUGUCUCGCUCGCGGUAAUACAUGUACGGACAAGUAUGGGCUAAAUGCUCGAUAACUGAAUGACAUCAUUUUGAUGUCGAUGUACGUUCGAAUUGACCUUUAUGCUUUCCUUGUUGGUUACAGCGACAAUUCAGAAUCUGAAUGUCACGUGUCGUAGGCGUACCUAUUUAUUUAAAUCUUUGAGGCGAAGCGCAAAAAUUGAGUGAAAUGGAAUAUUUUAGUUAUGGAACGUUUAUUCAGAUGUGAAGAUGAACAACGCAGAUAGGAAGCAAAUUCAUGUAUUUAUAUUAAUAAAAUGGAUAAAGUAGGUUAAGAAAAACAUAAUUCAGGCUCAGGAGUUCAAGGUGUCAACCGAUGCAGUCGUCGAAUUAUUGGGUGCAAUCAUUGUGCAAGUUUUAUUUUAAGAUUUUAAAAUUAUCUCGGUGUAAUUGUAUUGUACAGUUAGCUACAGAAAAAAGGUGCCCCCCCCCCCUGCAUAUAAAUUUGUAUGCCGCGGGGUAUACUUUUAAUAGUUCCUUAUUACAUCUUCUUAUCAAAAUACAAAAGUUUGUAGUUUUUAUAUAAUUGUGUUAUGCAGUCGAUUAAGCUAAAAUGACGUGCUCCAGAAAAAUGAGAUUCCAAAACGCCUUAUUUCAGCCAAGAGUACUGUUCAUUAAUAGUAGGUAAAUAGUUCGGAAGUAGUAAUAACACAAUUUUUUAUUUAUUUAUUUAGAUUUAAAACUUAGUAAGCCCUUGUAAACAUUCCAAAGUAGUUGAAUUUCUUAUUUAUGUGUUCAUUUGUUGAGUGCUUUAUUGAAGAUAUUUAAAUUAAUAGAUAAAAUGAUGUUGAGUGAAUUGUUAUAGGUCUUUGUAAGAAAAAUAAAAUCACGUUUCCUAUA